Messenger RNA from Eutrema salsugineum, 1422 nucleotides. RefSeq lists its product as uncharacterized. The transcript has 3 exons. Lineage: Eukaryota; Viridiplantae; Streptophyta; Magnoliopsida; Brassicales; Brassicaceae. The record is from RefSeq and is a predicted model, not a curated record. The coding region runs from base 1 to 1422 and encodes 473 amino acids.
AUGUCGAGCCGUUCGGGUGAUUCGCUUGAACCCCUAUUCUUUUAUGAAACAAGCCGUGCGGAUGCCGCAGCGGGGAGCAUGACGGGAUCCUCCGAGGCAUCUGUUUCGCCGAGCCCUUCCAAAAAUUCUGCCAAGGCUCACGAAGUGUCGAAUUCACCGAGCCCUUCAGGCACUUGUUCUGUUAAUAACGAGGCGUCUGCUUCGACGAGCCGUCAUCGAGUUCGGAGUUUUCUUCCUCCUGUUCCCGACGACCUUUUCUCUGUUCGAGAUACUCUUGCGGCUUGGAAGGUUAACUGGAGAAAGCAUUUUUCUUUCGAGAGAGUAGAGAGAGCCCGAGCUAUCUUCGCUGGAGUAUCCAUCAGUUCCUCUUCAUCAAAUUCAUCAGGAGAUACGCGAGAGAAAAUGGUGAUCAUUACGCUCAGGGAUAAGAAGCAACGCGAAGCCGAGGAGAUUGCCAGGAGAGCCGAACGAGCAGCUCUUGAGGAGACCGAGGCGGUACCUCGGGAUGAUCUGCCGAGGCAUGAAGGGGACGAAGUUGCCCGAGCUGCUGAUGAGAUUGCUCCCGAGGCGACGGCGCAGGAGGCGGCGCCCGAGGUGGAGCCGGGCGAGAUCAUUCCCGACGCGUCUGGAGAAAAUUCCGCAGCUCGGGACAAAACGCCGCCUACCUCGGCGAUUCUGGCUCUUCCGAAACAAUCGAGGCCUCCGGCUUCAGAUCUGGUGAAGCAUGAUUCCAGCAGGAAGAGAUUGGCUGCAAAAAAGGGCAAGGGCGCGGCCAUCCAAAAGGACGAGCCAUCCAAAAAGAAACGUAAAUCGGCGCCCGGCAAGCCCGCAUCUUGUAAGCUGGUAGUUGACGACCCGCCUGCCUCCGCGGUAAUGUUCGCCUGCGUCAACAACGCCAACACUCGUCUUCCGCCCCCCGUGCAGUUGAGGCGGUCGAAAUCCUAUGCUGCCAUAGCGCAGCGCGGUACCAAGGUUAAGGACGAGCGCCGCUUACAGGAGGCUCAGAAGGAGGCUGCGACGGCUAAGGGAAAGUUGGACGAGGCGAGGGCCAAUAUUAAGAAGCUUGAAGAGGAGAAAAUAAUUAUCCGUGCAAACGUUGACAAGGUGUCAUCCGUGGUGACUCGUCUUAAAGAAUCCAGGAGAGCCAAAGGCGCCGAGGUGGCUUUGUUGAAGAGGCGCAUUGAAGCUAAAGAUGCUUUAUUCGACGCUAAAGUGAAGCGGGCCAAGAAGGAGGUGAGGCGCGAGUUGACGGCUAAGUUUCAGGAGCGUCUCGCCAAAGUGGAGCAUGGUCUGGCCAAGCUGGAGAAGGCCAAGAGCGAUGAAAACGAGCUGGGACAGAUCAAAGGGAACCUCGCUAUGAUCGAGGAGCUCCGGAAGCCCGACAGAUCUCUGGACUCUGAAGAGGCAAAGCUGAAGGCUUGA